Bicyclus anynana (squinting bush brown) is the source of this 2355-nucleotide messenger RNA. It is a transcript of the gene sqh, whose product is annotated as myosin regulatory light chain sqh. Gene Ontology annotation, molecular function: myosin heavy chain binding; calcium ion binding. Lineage: Eukaryota; Metazoa; Arthropoda; Insecta; Lepidoptera; Nymphalidae. Gene Ontology annotation, biological process: locomotion; post-embryonic development. Bases 270 to 794 code for a protein of 174 amino acids. The record is from RefSeq and is a predicted model, not a curated record. The transcript has 4 exons. Gene Ontology annotation, cellular component: cytoplasm; myosin II complex.
UGAGUUUGUGUGUGCUGUGUUGUGACAUCGUGUCCUACAUUAUCGUUUCUUUUUCGUUCGCUAAAACAAGUAUGGUAAAUAUGUUAAGGUGACUCAUAGCGCGGUUACUGAGCAGUUUGAGUUUAGUACAGCUACUGACGAGUUCUGAAACUGUGACGCGAUCUUGUGUAUUUCUGGUAGUUUUAUAUUCACAUUUUUAACCAUUACCUUCAGUUAUUUGCUGUGAUAUCAGGACGCAUAACUUGUUUAUUUAACAAAGAAAGGAAAUCAUGUCGUCCCGAAAAACAGCCGGUCGCCGUGGCACCAACAAGAAGAGAGCCCAGCGUGCCACUUCCAAUGUCUUUGCUAUGUUUGACCAAGCUCAAAUUGCUGAGUUCAAAGAGGCAUUUAAUAUGAUUGAUCAGAAUAGAGACGGCUUUGUGGACAAAGAUGACCUUCAUGACAUGCUUGCUUCUCUUGGCAAGAACCCCACAGAGGACUAUUUGGAGGGCAUGAUGAAUGAAGCUCCAGGCCCUAUCAACUUUACCAUGUUCCUCACACUUUUUGGUGAGCGUCUCCAAGGAACUGAUCCUGAGGAUGUCAUCAAAAAUGCAUUUGGGUGUUUUGAUGAAGAGAACAUGGGGGUGAUACCCGAAGAGCGUCUCCGCGAGCUACUGACCACCAUGGGCGACCGCUUCACUGACGACGAUGUUGAUGAGAUGCUGCGCGAAGCGCCCAUACGAGACGGCAUCUUCGACUACGUGGAGUUCACGCGCAUUCUCAAACACGGCGCCAAAGAUAAGGACGAACAAUAAGUUUAUAAACUAUUUAAUGUGGCAGGUUUGAUGUUUAAAUAAAUGAUUUAUAUUGGGGUCUGUAUUGUAGAGUUUAACAAACAACCUUGCUUUGUUCCAUAAUCUAAAUUUAUAAAACUCUAAGGUGAGUGACUGACUGACAAAUCACUGGACGGAUCGGGCUGAAAUUUGGCAUGCAGGUAGAUGUUAUGACGUAGGCAUCCUAUCAACGUAAUUGAUAGAAUCAAGGUAAUAAAAUGUAAGUGAAUUCUUUUACUACUCUUUGUCAAAAAUUUACUACGGCAAGUGACAAUGUCAACCCAGUUCUGUCAAUAAUUUUGAUAGAAAUUGACACAGCAAUGUUUAUGCAAAGUCAGAUUUACAGUCAACAUCUCUUGGGGUUACAGUCAGUGAAACUGUAGUAAAGAUUUUUUUGUCAUAUCUAGGUGAAGUAGUUGCUUGGAGGUUUUGAUUAAAAAAAUGUUUAAAUAAUUAGCAAAAGAAAUUAAUAACUUGCUAUCCAUAUUUAUGUUCCAUAUAAGAGUUUCACUUAAUUUACAAUCUUGUAAAAUUAAAUACAGUAUCUUACCUGCCAUAUUAUUUUAUCAAUUUUAUAAAUGUAAUCUUAUAAUAAAAUAAACCUUAUGUAAAUUACAAUAAGAUCUAUAACGACUAAUCGAUUUUGUAUAAGAAUAUGUUUAAUUAUGUUAUGAUUGUAUGGAAUAUAACAAUCUCGUAAGAGGUGCUAAAAGUAGAUAUUGUUAUAUGGAUUUGUUGCAUUUUUAUGAUUUUUUAUACUAUGCAUUUCUUGAUAUACCUUUAAUUCGUUCAGUUCUAAAUUCCAAUGUAUUCCAUAAGAGGAAAUUAAAGAUGAUCACUUCAUCACCGGCAAGUAAAAGAAAAUUUGUUAGUUUUCAUGAUCCACCUGUCUCAGUAACUAUUUGUGUUAUAAUUCAGCCGCUUAACAAAACACACUAAAAUGUCUUUCAGAUAGCAUGGGUACGGUGACAGUUGCCUUACGACGGCGACGUUUAUAAACAUGUAACAUAUAUAAAUAAUUUGAACAUUUAUAUUGUAUUACUGGAUUUAAAAAUUUGCACGCCUAAUUUGUGGCAAAACAUGUUUGGCCCAUUAAUAAUUGUGAAUUGUAUUCAUUGUAUGUAUAACAUGGGUUAUCAUGUUUUGGCAAAUAAAUUAUUAUUAUUAUUAUUAUUAUCUCUCAUUUAUUUAUGAGAGAUAAUAAUAAUAAUAAUAAUAAUUUAUUAUUAUUAUUAUUAUUAAACAAGGAAAACUUUCAAGAGUGAAGUGAACUGUCACUGUACCCAUGCUGUCUGAAAUACACUUUACCUAUAUUUUUUGAUACUACUGUAUUAGGAAACCCUGUGUUAUACAUGACUCUACUGUAGUAUUAAUAUAACUAUGCAUUUAAAAAAAAUACCAACAUUUAUCUGUCACUUGUUUUGUGUACCAAAAACAAAAGAGAUGAUUAGGAGAGAAUUUCAGACAGUGACUCAUGUUUUACGAAUUUGCUGUGAAUAAUUAUAUGAAAUGCGUCAUUGGUUGUGUUCUACAUGGUCGAUUA